This is a messenger RNA of Triticum dicoccoides, 1384 nucleotides long. RefSeq lists its product as uncharacterized. The annotation marks the transcript as partial. NCBI's taxonomy places the organism in Eukaryota, Viridiplantae, Streptophyta, Magnoliopsida, Poales, Poaceae. The record is from RefSeq and is a predicted model, not a curated record. Gene Ontology annotation, cellular component: intracellular membrane-bounded organelle. The transcript has a single exon.
AUAUGGGUGCGCCCUACCAAUAUGUUGAACUACUCGGUUGGCCAUGAGAAGAGAAAGAUCUCAGCAGAAGGUGUUUAUGAUCCCAACAGGGGCAUCCUGUGCAUGGUCGGCUGCCAGGAGCACAACGGCUCGACGGACUGCCAGACACUGGUAACGGUGCAAUUCGCCUCCCUCGAUUCCAAGGCGCAAGGGCAUGGCACGGGGGUGAUCAGUAGUCUCAGAGACAAGACGGACCUCCUCUUCUUCGAGAAGGUCGAUUUCACCUCCUAUGGUAUGUACUCCUCACAAGUGUUUGAGGCCGUAUCAAGGAUGGACAUGGAGAGUGUCCUCCUGCUGGCCUCCACCACGCUGUCGUGCGUCUUCAUCAUCCUGCAGAUCCUCCACACAAAGAGGAACCCUGAGGCGGAUGCGGCGACAUCAAUCACCAUGCUCACCGUGGUCACCAUGGGGUAUCUCGCCCCUCUCGCGCUCAACUCUGAGGCCCUGUUUGCAAGCAGGACGAGCCAGUACUAUGACUUGUACUACUCCACGAGCCGGAGGCUAGAGAUGAACGAGGUCAUGAUGAGGGCGCCUACGCUGAUCGCCUUCGUGCUGCAGCUGCGCCUUCUUCAGCUGGCGUGGUCAGGCCGCCGCACAUCCACCGUGUCCGAGAGGAUCGUGUUGUGGAUAUGCCUACCAUUGUACGCUCUCGGAGGAGCCUUCGCCGCCAUAAUCCACGGGAUCAACGCCCGUGCCAUGAGCGGCGACCCGUCAAUAAUCAGCAAGGGUGAAGGGCCGGCAACAAUCUGGGAGGACCUUGUGUCGUACGCUGGGCUGAUACUGGAUGGCUUCCUCCUCCCGCAGGUCAUCAUGAACGCAUCCUUAGGAAAAUCCAGAGUUGGGGUGAUCUCACCAUGGUUCUACAUAGGGGGCACCAUGGUCCGUGUGGCGCCUCAUGUGUACGAUGUGGUCAGAGCCCAUGUCUACACGCCAAGCAUGCAUUCCUCUCACCUGUACGCGAGCGCCCGCGGCGACCUCUUCAGCAUCGUGUGGGACGUGGUUAUACCUUGCGGGGCAGUGCUGCUGGCCUUGUUGUUGUUCUUGCAGCAGCGGCUCAGAGGCACCGCGUCGCUUCCUGCGCAGAGGAGGAGAUCGGGUGGAUAUGAAAUGGUCUCUAACAUUUAACAUAAGACAGGUGAGUUCUCCUUCAAGGAAACAAAUGAUGCAGUUGUGGUUGAUGGAUAACAUGUACUCUCUUCGUCCCAAAAUAAAUUAGUGUAAAAUUAAUAUGAAGUUGUACUAAAUUAAUGACACUUAUUGUUGGAUUGAAAGCAAAGUAUGUAUCUUAUGUGUCAUGGAAGGUUUGUACAUUUGCAUUUCAAUAUGGGAUAUUACUUUUUUUUUA